AAAAUAAACCUUUCAUAUGCGACCGGCAUUUACUUACUAGUCGUCUUUGGGAUCCUAAGGGAGCUUAACCGGAAAGUUGAAGGGGUAGAAUUAAAAGUGAAAAAUGGCACCGACAGCAUCAGAAGUUGCCGGAAAGUUGAAUCUGAAACCACACCCCGAAGGUGGUUUUUUCAAUGAAACAUUUAGAGACACUUCCAUCACUCUUUCCACUUCUCAACUCCCACCUCAAUAUAAGGUUGAUCGUCCAAUCAGUACAGCCAUAUACUUCUUACUUCCGUCCGGGAGUGUUUCGCAUCUCCACCGUAUUCCUAGUGCAGAAACAUGGCACUUCUAUCUGGGCGAACCUCUUACGAUACUGGAGAUAGAUGAUAAAGAUGGAAGUUUGAAGUUAACAUGCAUUGGACAAGAUAUUGGAGAAAACCAACUGCUGCAGUAUACGGUGCCGCCAAAUGUAUGGUUUGGAGCAUUUCCUACAAAGGACUAUGAAAUAUCAACGAAUAAUGCUGUCGUGAAAAAGGCACCAAGGGAUGCAGAGGAACACUUUUCUUUAGUGGGAUGCACGGUCGCACCUGCCUUCCAGUUUGAGGACUUUGUGUUGGCCAAACGAUCUGAACUCAUUUCUCGUUUUCCUGCUCAUGAAUCUCUCAUCACUUUGAUCACAUUUGAAGAUUAAAAGGCAAUGAUUCCAUACUUUCAUGUACUUUUAAUAUGAGGAGCCCAGUUGCUUAUUUCGUGUAUUUAAUUUUAGUUAUGUUCAAAUUUAGCUAAUAAAACCCGUAUGGUCUCGCGAUAUCCUGUAUCAUCAAUUACAAUAUGUUUCUUAAUGCUAUAUUAAGUGAUUUUUAUUAGUGAA
Messenger RNA from Erigeron canadensis, 853 nucleotides. RefSeq lists its product as uncharacterized. Lineage: Eukaryota; Viridiplantae; Streptophyta; Magnoliopsida; Asterales; Asteraceae. Bases 104 to 673 code for a protein of 189 amino acids. Gene Ontology annotation, cellular component: intracellular anatomical structure. The record is from RefSeq and is a predicted model, not a curated record. The transcript is spliced from 3 exons.